CAGAGUCCUUGGUUCAAGUCCCGGGUGGGGGGACUUGAACCAGGGGCCUUCUUGCUGUGAGGCAAGAUCGCCAACCACUGACCCCAGGUGUGCGUGUGGCCCUUGUUCAAGGCCUUUUCCCAACAGUAGCUGGGUUGGCUCCAGCAGCCCUGUGACCCCGAAAGAUACGUUCCGAACCCAGAAUGUACAAGUGUAUUUUAGGCUUAAAAUUGGACACUUUAACAUGGGAGCUGAGUGAAGUUGCUUCCUUCUACAACCAGCCUUAAGUGGUCUUUCGAGGAACUGCAACGCUUACUGGUGUGGGUCAAAUUUGAGAGUAGAAGGUAAGGGCUUUGACUGCACUGAAGUUCCUGGUGGUUGCUCGUUGGCGUCAGUGUUUGUCAGCAGAGCCGCCAUCAGUGUGCCAAAGCGCCAGUAAUGUAUUAUUUAAAUAUAUACGCCAUUUAUCUUUUACCGCAAGUGAUAUUAAAAGCAUAAAUAUAAACUCCUUUUCUGAAGGAGCCCAAAAAUUUCCAACAAAAGUUGAAGGAAAGACAGAAAGUGGAGAAAAAAGGUUUGAAAUGACUAAAGAGGCCCAAUGUCAUGAAAGGAAGUCAGACCUUAAAAAGGAACUCUGACCACAGGAACGUCUUUCAAAACAAAAAUGACUGGAAUACAAGCACUUUGAAUUGGUAAAGAAACCAACGUUGAGCAAAGACUUGUGGACAGAGAGGCGCCAGUUGAUGACAGAAGCCGAACAAAGAGUUAUAACGUGACCAAAUGACCAGCGAUGGACGUCUAGUUUUUUUUUUUCAAGAGUCUUUUAUUAUAAAUAACUGCAGAGACAACAAAGUGCCGGUGUGAAGACAGAAGAUUGUAUAAAAGAUUCUGUAAAAUUGUUGUCACAUCAAAAACUGCUUUUGUGUAAGACAUCCUGUGGUUGUCGUGGUUUAGACUGAAACCUUUGGUGCAGACUUACACAGUUGCAACAAAAUGUGUUGAGUAUUAGUUUUAAGUUUUUGGUUAUUAACGUGCAUAAUACUAGUACAUUGACGUAUUCACUUGUACAUAAUUAGAUCCAUGUACGUCUUUGUUUUCCUCGUCUGAGCUGACAUCUGGCUCUAAACUGUACGGCUGGAUAGCUACGAUAUUGCUCACCACGUUUGUUGCACUGCUAGUGUCAGUUUGGGGUCGUGAGGAGCUGUAACCUAGCAGGAGAGAGUUGUAACCAAAAGGUUGACUGGGAACGUUUUUGCAUUCGAUCAAAAGACGAUCGGAGUGGGACUUUGACCACGGAUGCAUGUGAAGACUUAUCACAGAAAAAGCCAACUUGGUGCAUCAUUAUUCCGUAGAAACUCACCCUUUAAUUUGAACAUUUAGCUUUUUUUUUUAUUUAAUCAUCUAAAUGUUAAGAACUAGUAAGACUCUAUUCAUAAUGCAGACGCACAUUUCUUAACAGCAACAUUUAUUUUCAUAUUUUCAGAGUCACUUCUGAAAGACUUUCUUCAAAAGUUGUGCUUGAGGCACCAUCUUUUGAGAAAACAUGCACCCUUUGAGGUUAACACUUCCUACUGCCUAUCAUGUAAAAGCCUCUGCCCUGCGUAAAACUGAAACACAAGACAGAGAGAGAUCUUGUCAAACCAGCUGGUAGCACGUUCAGGCACUAAAACCCAAGAUCUGAUCCCCAAGAAGCUCUACAGGACAAGAUGUCAUGCAGAACUCCCAACGAAAGCAUGACUUUCUCCAUCAACCAGACGCAGUAUACACCCAAUCUGAAUUCUUUGGACUUGUUUCUCAUUUCCCUCCAUGGAAUAGUUUCAAUCAUUGGCAUUGUGGAAAACCUCUUAAUCCUGGCUGUGGUGGGUUUUUACAUCCGCCGCUCUAUAAUCAGCACCUGGAUCUUGAACCUGGCAGCGUCUGACCUGUUGACCUCAGCCUUCCUGCCUUUCUUUACCCUCUACAUGGCCCAAGGAAAUAACUGGAUAUUGGGCAAAGCCUUCUGCCGGAUCUAUUCCUCCAUCUUUUUCUUCAACAUGCAUUUCAGUGGGUUCCUGCUGGCGGCCAUUUCUCUGGACCGCUGCCUGGUGGUGGUGAGGCCGGUCUGGGCCCAGAACUACAGAAGUAUCAAAGGAGUUAAGAGGAUUUGCGCAGGAAUCUGGGUGCUGGCCAUCAUCUGCAUCAUACCCUUUUUUUUGUUCCGUGACAUCAUUAAGGUUGGAGAUGGAAGGAAUCUGUGCUAUUACAACUACGCUCUGUAUCCUCCAAGUGAUCUGAACGAUCUACAGGCUUUAUGCAAGCAGCGCAAAGAGAUUUUAGCUUUCACCAAGUUCCUUUUAGCCUUCCUAAUUCCUCUCUUGGUCAUCAUCUUCAGCUACUUAGCAGUGAACUCCAGCCUGGCUCGUCGGGGAUGCCGCCGCCCUUUGCGUUUCGUCCGGGUUGUGGUCGCUGUGGUUGUGACCUUCUUUCUUUGCUGGGCCCCGUACCAGCUUUUCAUCAUUAUGGAGGUCAUGGCCCCCAACAACCACCCUGUGAAAAUUUUUAGUGAGAAGGCCCUUCCAGUUGCAGCAACGAUUGCUUUCCUAAACGCCAUCUUGAAUCCCAUCUUGUACGUGUUCAGCUGCAAUGACCUGCGCAUGAAGAUCAGGCACUCCUUUGGGGCGGUGAUGGAGAGCGUGCUGGUGGAGGAUCUCAUGGAGUUUACCCGCCGUCGCAGCACAGCUCACACCAGCCACUCUGAGCUCAUGCCGAGGAAGAAGAGCAACGUUGCAAAAGUGUCACCUAGCACUGAAGAGCAAGAGCAGAAAGACUGAACUAUUGCCCUGUACCGCUCUGCUUUUGUCACAGCCGCCCUUAAAAACGUUGCUGGAAGUUUUGAAAAGCACCGAUCAGAUUGUAGAUCUGUUUGUUGCCAGGUAGUUUUCAACAUUAUAUCCUGUUGGAAUUUUUAUUCUCUUAAAAGGCCAGUAAACAAAUAACAUUCAAGUCAAACAUUGGCUCUUAAAAUUAUUAAUUAUUUUCAUUAUUUUAAUUAUUUUCAUUUGUAUUUCAAAUGAAAAUAUAUAUUGUCUCUCAGAGACCUACAAGUUGUAGAGAAAUGCCACAUCAGGAGAAAUGAGUGGGAUUUAAGAGUUGCGAUGGCCGUAACACAAGCAGGGACUUGCUUUCAAAGGGUCUAUAUCAUGCAAAAUAAACAUUUUGUGGCUUAAAGUCUACUUUAAUGUUAACCCCAAAGAGGUAUUUUGAUCCAUUUACGCAUCUCUGAAUAUUCCUUUAACCGUUGUGCUAUCUUAGAUGACCCCACCCUUACAUUGACGUGUUCUCCCUAC
Molecule: messenger RNA, 3305 nt
Organism: Oryzias latipes (Japanese medaka)
Lineage: Eukaryota; Metazoa; Chordata; Actinopteri; Beloniformes; Adrianichthyidae
Product: prostaglandin D2 receptor 2-like
Biological process (GO): positive regulation of cytosolic calcium ion concentration; complement receptor mediated signaling pathway; phospholipase C-activating G protein-coupled receptor signaling pathway
Cellular component (GO): plasma membrane
Molecular function (GO): G protein-coupled receptor activity; complement receptor activity
Source: RefSeq, a predicted model, not a curated record